CCAAUUUGCUUGAUGAUGCAGCACCCCAGUAGUCAACCACAAGGUCUUCUUGAAGACUUGUUGACUCCAAUCAAACAGAGUUUGACCACAUUUCCUAAUGUAGAUCCUGGGUUAUUUUGGGAUACCAGUUAUAAUGAAGAAGAUGAUUCAUUAUUAGCUUCUUCUUCUUCUUCAUUUUUGCAGCUUAUAUCAUCCUCCAUAGAACCCAGUUUUCAAUGCUCUUCUUACACAGGUGAAACAGUCGACUUCCCUGCAGUUUUGCCAAAUCUUGACAGCUUCACACCUGGGAAUGUUUCAAAUUCUUCAUCAUAUGGACAACAAGUGUGUGAAUAUGAAUAUGAAUAUGAACAUGAAUAUGAAAAUGAUGCUAAAGUAAGGUCAAUGGUUUCGGUCCAAGAAGGGUAUCCAACAAUGGUGACUCAAGAAGAUGUUGAUGGUGAUGAUAAGAUUCAUGAAGAACAGCAGAGGGUUGUUUCUGAUAAUCAAAUCCCAGUUGUUUUUAGAAGUGGGGAAAAGAAGAGAUCUAAGAAGGUUGAAGGACAGCCUUCCAAGAACUUAAUGGCGGAAAGACGGCGAAGAAAGAGGUUGAAUGACCGUCUUUCGAUGCUCAGAUCAAUUGUUCCUAGAAUAAGCAAGAUGGACAGAACAUCAAUACUUGGGGAUACAAUAGAGUAUAUGAAAGAUCUAUUGGAAAAGAUCCAUAAUUUUCAAGAUCAUGAUAUGGGAUCAGAUUUGAAUAGCUUGAAUUUGAUGGGAAGCUUCAAAGAUUCUAAAACAAAUGAAGUACAAGCAAGAAAUCCCCCUAAGUUUGAAGUAGAGAGAAGAAACAACGAUACCCGAAUCCAGAUUUGCUGUUCAUCGAAGCCAGGGUUGCUGGUUUCAACAUUGAACACACUUGAAGCUCUAGGCCUAGACAUUCAGCAAUGUGUCAUCAGUUCUUUCAGUGAUUUUUCCCUUCAAGCUUCUUGUUCAGAGGCACAGGAAAAUCGAGCGAUAACAAGUUCAGAAGAUAUAAAGCAAAUAUUAUUCAGAAAUGCAGGUUAUGGAGGGAGAUGUCUCUAAAGAAAGCAUGGAUGAAACUUUAGACCUUAAGAAAUGUUAGUUUCAUUUAGUAGGAGAAGUUUAGUUCAAGUUCAACUCUUGUUAUUUAGCUUUAAUCUUUUUGCAGAAAUUUAGCUGUUUUUCC
This is a messenger RNA of Cynara cardunculus var. scolymus (artichoke), 1186 nucleotides long. Its product is annotated as transcription factor bHLH93. The record is from RefSeq and is a predicted model, not a curated record. Gene Ontology annotation, cellular component: nucleus. Gene Ontology annotation, molecular function: protein dimerization activity; DNA-binding transcription factor activity; sequence-specific DNA binding. Bases 13 to 1062 code for a protein of 349 amino acids. Gene Ontology annotation, biological process: regulation of DNA-templated transcription. The transcript has 4 exons. NCBI's taxonomy places the organism in Eukaryota, Viridiplantae, Streptophyta, Magnoliopsida, Asterales, Asteraceae.